This is a messenger RNA of Xylona heveae TC161, 1125 nucleotides long. RefSeq lists its product as hypothetical. The transcript is spliced from 2 exons. Bases 259 to 981 code for a protein of 240 amino acids. The record is from RefSeq and is a predicted model, not a curated record. Lineage: Eukaryota; Fungi; Ascomycota; Xylonomycetes; Xylonales; Xylonaceae.
UCAGCCAUGGCCACCUAAGGGCCGUUGGUAAGCAAGCGAGGCAACUCGUAAUGGUCACCGCUCAUCCAUGCCUUCAAUCCUCCCCAUAAGAUGCUGCUACCGCGAAGCUGAAAAGUGGCCUGGAAAGGCCAUAGCGAGGCGGAUCACCAUCAUCAACAAUUUCUUCAACGGCGACAAAUACCUUGCAUAGACCGAGCAUGAACAGGCAAGUUGAAAGAGAUUGGUAUAAUGCUCCUUUGCGAGGAUGUGGGAGCAAACAUGUCUGUGGAUUCUCUCGAAAUCAAUGCCAAGGCUGGAUCUAGCACAAAGCAUCAGCUUCCCAGGCUCGGUUCCGCUGAUGAGGAGCGUUCAGCGGACAUAAAAGGAGCUUCUUCUAAAAGGGCGAGACCCGUGGUUGAGGCCAACAGCGACCUUACAGCCGGGCCAAACAAGAGGCGUCUUCUCCAUUCUUGUCAAGUCACUUCCAGGCAGACGCGGCCUUUUGCAGCUCCUGCGCCCCAUGGCGUCAAUCAAAAUUCUUUGAGAGCAGCGAUCCGGUCCAGACAAAGAGCACUAGGAAGUGAUGGGAUGAGGAGACAGGCAUGGUUGAACAGUCUGCGGAUACGAGGAUCUGAAUUGAAAGAGCUGGAUAGAGAAGCUUUCGAAUUGGUGGAAAGACACCAUAGAGAACAAUCAAGAUCUAUAGAACCUGCGCCGCCAGCUCACCCUGUUCCUCGCCUGUUGUCGUCGUCUUUGGGAUUAUCAAAUUAUGACGCUUUCGAUGCUGAAGAUAUAAUGUUGCAAGAGACUGAAGAUAGCGGGCCACCCCUGAUAUAUAGCGAUUUCAACUUCACUGAUUCAAAUACACCGAUCGCGCCGAGCGGUAUCUGGGACAGCGCCAUGCAUAUCCUUGACGAACCGAAUGAAGACCAUGAGAGCAGUUCUGAAGAGCUCAAGGAGGCGGAGCAGCAGAGUCGUUUAUCGUUCACUCAAUUCAUUUAAACGCAUUCCAAAAUUCCAAUUACGGCUUCGCCGUUGUAUCAAAUAUCGAAGCGAAUCAAAGUAUAUCCACAGAAAACAAAAAAAUCGUCUAUAAAAAAAUCCGAAAACUCGAUUAGGAUAUCAUUUUAACGUCGUGCUGUGAUU